Molecule: messenger RNA, 1542 nt
Organism: Beta vulgaris subsp. vulgaris (sugar beet)
Lineage: Eukaryota; Viridiplantae; Streptophyta; Magnoliopsida; Caryophyllales; Amaranthaceae
Exons: 1
Coding region: 1-1542 (513 amino acids)
Source: RefSeq, a predicted model, not a curated record
AUGUUGGAAGUCAGUACAAAUGGAGGCGAUAAAGAAGAUCAGAAUGCUGAAAACUCGAAUUCAUUUUCUGGAAGCAUCUUCAAUGUAAGUGCAUCCUAUAAUGAUCCUUUCUUCAUCUCAAAUUCUGAUCAAACUAUGAGCAAAUUAGUUGUUGUUAAUCUGAAUGGCAACAAUUACAUUAGUUGGAAACGUAACAUUCGUAGAGCAUUAAUAGCUAAGAAUAAAAUAGGUUUUGUUGAAGGAAGUAUUGCAAAACCUGAGGAAAAUGAUAAGAACUAUAAUCAAUGGAUGUGUUGUGAUUACUUGAUAAUAUGCUGGUUGAUGAAUUCUAUGAAUGAAGAUAUAGGAGAGAAUUUUACCUUUGUGGAAAGUUCUGCACAACUAUGGAAUGAAAUUGCAGAAUGUUAUGGUCAGUCUAAUGGACCGCAAAUUUAUCAAUUAACACGUGAAUUGGAUAAUUUGCGUCAAGAAAAUCAGUCUAUCAUGGUUUAUUAUGGCAAAUUGAAGAAAUGUUGGGAUGAAUUACAAAAUCUGAGAAGUAUGCCAUCAUGUACCUGUGGAAUAUUGUCUAGAUGCAGUUGUAAUUUCUUGAAAAGACUUUCUGAAUUUGAAUCUGAAGAAAAAUUGAUGCAGUUCUUAUUAGGCCUCAAUAGUGGGUUUGAUAAUGCUAUUAGUAACAUCUUAGCUAUGGAUCCACUACCACCUAUUAGCAGAGCUUAUUACUUAGCUCAGCAAGUUGAGAAGCAAAAAGAAGUUAGUGGUUUAAACCAUAGAAAUGAAGUUAGUGCUCUUCUUGCACAUAAACAACCAUUUCAUGCUAAAAUUCCUUACAAGAAAGACUGGAGGAAAGAAAAGACUGAUAGAGUGUGUGAGUAUUGCAAGAAACAAGGACAUACCAAAUAUACUUGUUUCAAACUCAAUGGUUUUCCUGAUUGGUUCAAUAAAAAGUAUGGAAACAAUAGCUCCUAUGGAGGUAAUUCUUAUGGAAGUUCCUCAAAGCUUGUUGCUAAUGUUGCUGUUGAAGAUUAUGGUCUGGAAAAUGAUCCUCUGGAGUUCAAUAUGGCUGGGCCAGCAAAUUACACCAAUGAUAAUGCUGCUGGUGAUAAAAAUGGAAGUAUAUACCCUGUAAUGUUUCAGAAUAUUAUGCAAGAAGUUAUGAAAGUCAUGAAAGGGAAGCAAGGUUCUGGUGAAUCUUCUCAAACUGAACAUUCAUUUGCCAACUGUGCAGGUAAAACUUCUUCUGUUUUACAUUGUAAUACAUGGAUCAUUGAUUCUAGGGCCACAGAUCACAUGAUUUUUGAUGAUCAAAUGCUGAUUAACAAGAGAAAAUUGGUUAAAAUGAUUGAAGUUGGUUUGCCUGAUGGAAGUAAAAAUCAUGUUUCUGUAAUUGGAGAUGUUAUGAUUACUGUUGAUUUGAUGCUUAGAGAUGUAUUAUUUGUGCCUUGCUUUCAGCAUAACUUGAUUUCCAUUGGUAAAUUGGCUUUGGAUUCUAGUAUUGAAGUAGUAUUCAAACACAAUAUUUUCCCCUUCUAUUCUAGAUAA